AUGGGAACAACCUUCCAAGAUUAUUUAAUCAUGGCUGACACCAAAUCUGGACAUAUCAAAGCUGGUACUGAGAAAUCCGAGAUGGAAGGCUGUGAGGAAGAUAAGAAGACGAGGCUCGGAUCAUUGAAGAAGAAGGCGAUCAAUGCCUCGAACAAGUUCAGGAAUUCGCUGACAAAGAAGGGCCGACGAAACAGCAGGGUUAUGAGUGUUUCAAUCGAAGACGUAAUUGAUGCCGAGGAAUUGCAGGCAGUGGACUCCUUUCGCCAAGCACUCAUCUUAGAAGAGCUACUACCGUCUAAACACGAUGAUCAUCAUAUGAUGCUAAGAUUUUUAAGGGCUAGGAAAUACGACAUUGAGAAAGCAAAGCAAAUGUGGACUGACAUGCUUCAAUGGAGGAAGGAGUUUGGUGCUGACACAAUCCUGGAGGACUUUGAUUUCAAGGAGAUCGAUGAAGUUGUGAAAUACUAUCCGCAAGGAUACCAUGGAGUAGACAAGGAUGGAAGACCAGUCUACAUUGAGAGGUUAGGUCAAGUUGAUGCAAAUAAGCUAAUGCAAGUUACAACAAUUGAUCGAUACGUGAAAUACCAUGUGAAGGAGUUCGAGAAAACUUUUAAUGUCAAGUUUCCUGGUUGCUCCAUUGCAGCCAAGAAACAUAUUGAUCAGAGCACAACUAUUUUGGAUGUGCAAGGAGUGGGUUUAAAGAACUUCAAUAAGGCUGCAAGGGAUCUCCUUCAGCGAAUUCAGAAGAUCGACGGGGACAAUUACCCCGAGACACUAAACCGGAUGUUCAUCAUCAAUGCCGGUUCUGGAUUCAGGCUACUAUGGAACACAGUGAAAUCAUUCCUUGAUCCCAAGACCACAGCAAAAAUCCAUGUCUUGGGCAACAAAUACCAGUGCAAACUGCUUGAAAUAAUCGAUUCUAGUGAGUUGCCAGAUUUCUUGGGUGGCUCGUGCACUUGUGCUGAUAAAGGUGGUUGUAUGAGGUCGGAUAAGGGUCCAUGGAAUGAUCCAGAAAUAAUGAGGAUGGUUCAAAAUGGAGAAGGCAAAUGCUCAAGGAGAAGCUUGUCAGACAUUGAGGAGAAGACAAUAUCUGAAGAUGGCAAACCAUAUUCAAGGAUUGCAGAAGACUAUGAAAAACUCAUUCCAAUGGUCGACAAGACUGUAGAUACUACUUGGCCUACAUCAUUGAAGAAUCAAACUUGUGCUUUUCCUACAGAUUGCUAUCCCAUAAAAGGUGCCUGCAAGGCUCCUGAGGAGAGUAACAAACUCUUUGGAGGAGUCCUGUCGAUAAUCAUGGGUAUCGUCACCAUGGUUCGCUUGUCCCGCGGCAUGCCAAGGAAGCUUACAGAAGCUGCAAUGUUUGGAUCUGGUUACUAUGAUGACACAAUGCUUAAAGGCCAUUCCCAGAAGUUACCUACACCGGCUGUGUCCGCAGCUGAGUACUUGUCAGUGAUGAAACGAAUGGCCGAUUUGGAGGACAAGGCCAAGCUCAUGAGCAUGCAGCCUGCAGCCUUGCCACCAGAGAAGGAAGAGUUGCUGAAUAAUGCUCUGAGUCGUGUCAGUGCCCUCGAACAAGAGCUAUCCGCAACUAAAAAAGCACUUGAUGAUGCUCUUGCCCAGCAGAAGGAAAUACUUGCCUACAUCGAGAAGAAGAAGAAGAAAAAG
Messenger RNA from Carica papaya (papaya), 1665 nucleotides. NCBI's taxonomy places the organism in Eukaryota, Viridiplantae, Streptophyta, Magnoliopsida, Brassicales, Caricaceae. The record is from RefSeq and is a predicted model, not a curated record.